Messenger RNA from Danio aesculapii, 1934 nucleotides. RefSeq names its product cyclin G1 (gene ccng1). Gene Ontology annotation, biological process: mitotic cell cycle phase transition; regulation of cyclin-dependent protein serine/threonine kinase activity. Bases 181 to 1080 code for a protein of 299 amino acids. The transcript is spliced from 6 exons. Lineage: Eukaryota; Metazoa; Chordata; Actinopteri; Cypriniformes; Danionidae. Gene Ontology annotation, molecular function: cyclin-dependent protein serine/threonine kinase regulator activity. Gene Ontology annotation, cellular component: nucleus; cyclin-dependent protein kinase holoenzyme complex; cytoplasm. The record is from RefSeq and is a predicted model, not a curated record.
UUCGUCACUGCCUGACGCCAAGGGUUGGGGUGUGCAGGGGCAGAAGUAAAACUUGCUUUAAACUCACAUACUGAGAACAUUCUUUUUUCCCCCACUUUUAAUAUCAUUUUCUUUAGUAAUUUUCUUUAGUUUAAUAAACUAUAAUAUAUUUGAUUUUAAACAAGUCACAAUUACCAAAAGAUGAUUGACCAGGUCACCGGAAUGGGGGUUUUGCCCUUUGCAGUCCAGCUCAAAUCUCUUCUAGACCAAGAGUCCAGAUAUCAGCCCAAACUCUGUGGACUCCGCGUCAUUGAGUCCGCUCAGGAUAAUGGUCUGCGAAUGACCGUCAAGCUGAGAGACUAUCAAGUGAGAGAGCUUCUCUCCUUGACUCGAUUCUUUGGCUUCUGUGCGGAGACAUUUUCCUUUGCUGUGAAUCUCCUAGAUCGAUUCCUGGCUGUGAUGAAGAUUCAGCCCAAGCAUCUGUCCUGUGUGGGUCUGUGCUGCUUCUACAUCGCUGUGAAGACUUCAGAAGAGGAGAAGAACGUUCCUCUGGCCAGUGACCUCAUCAGGAUCAGCCAGAAUCGUUUCACUGUUCAUGACAUGAUGAGGAUGGAGAAGAUCAUUCUGGAAAAGCUCAACUGGAAGGUUAAGGCUCCGACUGCUCUUCACUUCCUCAGAUUCUUUCACUCUCAUAUUCAAGAGAAGGUGGACACUGAAAGUAAGAGGAUUCUGAACAUCGAGAGGCUUGAGGCUCAGUUAAAGGCAUGCCAUUGCUCCUUUACUUUCACUAAACUAAAGCCUUCCCUGCUUGCUUUGUCUCUUCUGGCCCUGGAGAUUGAGGACCAGCACGAGUAUGAGCCAGUUCCAGCUCUGAAAGAGGCUCUAGAUGGUCUACAGCAGAGUUUGAAUGUUAAAGCUGGAGACCUGGUUUGUGUGAGGGAGCUUGUUGCCAAGUGCCUGGUUGAAUAUUCCAGCACCAAGUGCCAGAAGCCAAAUGGCCAGAGACUGCGGUGGAUGAUUUCUGGUAGAACUGCCAGACAACUCAAGCACAGUUACUAUAAGAUUGCCCAUCUACCCACAAUUCCUGAAUAUGCUUGUUAAGACUUAGUGUUGAGUGCCCAUAACUGAACAACAUUGUCCUUUGGAUGAAUGGCUUAACGGUCACCACAUUUUCUGUCUUCAGACUAUGGUUUUAUAUAGUUUGUGAAGAUGUUAUGGGUAUCUAACUCUAAUUUCUUGACCAUUUCUAUAACACUGUUACUCCCCCCCCCCCCCCCCCCCCACCCCCCCAUGAUUAUAUUCAUUUACAUCCACACUAAUUCCAUCUUGAUUUACUAGUCAAAAGUGGUUUUCAGCAAGUUACUCAGAUGGCUUUCACUGGUAAGGCUUGCACAUGUACAGUAUGUUCAUUUGAAUCGGUGCAGAAAGCGCUGGUUGUUUGAAGCAAUGAAGUAUAGAACCGCCUAGGUCCUCAGUCCACUGUGUGGAAGAGGAGGGAGAAGGGUUUUGAGAUUCAAACUACAACAAUGGAACCAAGAGAUCAGGCCCGAAACCCUUAACUCCCACCCUAGGUUGUCGGCUGUCAAAAUGCACACUCCUACCCAAGGUGAUGAAACGAGAUGUUUUCUUUUCUUCUGCUUUCUAAUGUGGAAUGGCUUUGGAAAUGCAGGUUUUAACUUGAUUUAAAAUGCCUUUAAGAUGAAGGAUUAGUUAGUACUUAUUGACCGGUGUUUUUUGAUUUGUUCUUGGACAUUUGGUUAUUACUACAGUAUUUGUGACCAUUUGUUUUACGCCUGGUUUAAAUAAAACUAAUACAAAAAGAGUGAUACAAAUAAAACUGUUAAAAUGGAUUGUGUUAUUUGAAAUUGCUCCCUUUUGUUUUGGCUCUAAUCUGGAGUUUGAAAGAAAUUUUUUGCAAAAUGAACCUUUCAAUAAAACCUUAUUGAAAUGUAAAA